GAUCCCGGAAGUGUUUGAGGGAGGCCUGGUACGGCGGACCGAGUUUGAAUGGAUUGGGCUGAUUCAUCGCGGCCCUGUUGAGCGGAAGACGGUGGUGCUGAGCGCUCGUUGAUAGGAAGAGACGAAUUGCCUGAGGGAAGGGGGCUUGGAAUCGCCGCCACUACGGGAAUAAAACUUCACUGGCAUCAAGACUCGGGAGUCCUGACUAGAACUGAGUAGAAAAUAUGGAUAGACUCCUUCGACUUGGUGGAGGCAUGCCUGGUCUGGGACAGGGACCGCCUACUGAUGCCCCUGCCGUUGACACAGCCGAACAGGUUUAUAUCUCUUCUCUUGCCCUUUUGAAGAUGUUGAAGCAUGGUCGUGCUGGUGUUCCCAUGGAAGUUAUGGGUCUGAUGCUUGGAGAAUUUGUUGAUGACUAUACUGUCAGAGUGAUUGAUGUGUUUGCUAUGCCACAGUCAGGAACGGGGGUCAGUGUCGAGGCUGUUGAUCCUGUGUUUCAAGCCAAAAUGUUGGAUAUGUUAAAGCAGACUGGAAGACCUGAGAUGGUGGUUGGCUGGUAUCACAGUCACCCUGGCUUUGGCUGUUGGUUGUCUGGUGUGGAUAUUAAUACUCAGCAGAGUUUUGAAGCCUUAUCCGAAAGAGCCGUCGCUGUUGUGGUGGAUCCCAUUCAGAGUGUAAAAGGAAAGGUUGUUAUCGAUGCCUUCAGAUUGAUCAAUGCUAAUAUGAUGGUCUUGGGACAUGAACCAAGACAAACAACUUCAAAUCUGGGUCACUUAAACAAACCAUCUAUCCAGGCUUUAAUUCAUGGUCUGAAUAGACAUUACUAUUCCAUCACUAUCAACUACAGAAAGAACGAGCUAGAACAGAAGAUGUUGCUGAAUUUGCAUAAGAAGAGUUGGAUGGAAGGGUUAACUCUCCAAGACUACAGUGAACACUGCAAACUUAAUGAAACAGUAGUGAAGGAAAUGCUGGAAUUAGCAAAGAAUUAUAACAAGGCUGUAGAGGAAGAAGAUAAAAUGACACCUGAACAGCUGGCAAUAAAAAAUGUUGGCAAGCAGGACCCAAAACGUCAUUUAGAAGAACAUGUGGAUGUGCUGAUGACUUCCAACAUCGUCCAGUGUUUAGCAGCUAUGCUGGAUACUGUUGUGUUUAAAUAACGACUCUUCUGCUCAUCAACGCUGUUUUCUUUCCGUAAUCAUCCAUUGUUUCAAGCACUGAGACUGAGAUAAAUUCGGAUGUCAAAGACAUCUGGCAUCAUUUGCAGUCUAAGAGCAGCACUGUAACACCUUUUCAUCUUUGUUGUGCAAUUACUUUGGGGUUUUUUUUAAAUGGCUGUGUCUUCACAGAUUCCAACACAGUUCAAGAGCACCAAGUUGGGAAAGUGCGUGUUAAUGUUUUCAUUUGAUGUUUGAGGGAAAAUCAGCAGUAAAUAUAUAUAUUGAAGACUGCUACAUACAUGAUUUUUAAAAAAAAUCUGUAACCCAUUUAGUGUUCUGGUGGUUUUGUUCAUAAAUCAAGAGAAAAGGUAUAUGCUGGUGCUGCUGUACAGAAUUCAUGCAUGAGAACUUGGUGCUUCACAGAUGAAACCUGGCAACCUGUGACAUAGAUGUGAUUUUGCAACCAAAAAACACCCUUCUUAGAAAGCAGCUUGGUUUUUGUCCCAUGGCGAAUGCAGUCCGAUUGGCAUAGGAAGAAAAGAGCGCAAUCCAGUAGUCUGGGUGCAUUAUCGUCAUUACAGAUCUUUCCCAAGUUCUUCUUUCUAGAAUGGUCCAUGUGUGUCCUGGGGCAACACUAAGAGGAAGGAAACAAAACUAUCCUCUCCUCCCUCUUCCACUGAUGGACUGUUACACCCAGGCCAUGUAAAGCACUUUGCAGUGCUGAUUGGUUUGCUUCUGUGCUCUUUGGGAUUAGAGUCGUCAUAACAGUUCUGAUUUCCAUCCUUUUUAGGAUCAUAGAAUCAUAGAAUGUUAGAGUUGGAAGGGACCUUGCAGGUCAUCUAG
Messenger RNA from Gekko japonicus, 2000 nucleotides. RefSeq names its product proteasome 26S subunit, non-ATPase 14 (gene PSMD14). Gene Ontology annotation, cellular component: proteasome regulatory particle, lid subcomplex. NCBI's taxonomy places the organism in Eukaryota, Metazoa, Chordata, Lepidosauria, Squamata, Gekkonidae. The record is from RefSeq and is a predicted model, not a curated record. Bases 225 to 1157 code for a protein of 310 amino acids. Gene Ontology annotation, biological process: protein deubiquitination; proteasome-mediated ubiquitin-dependent protein catabolic process. Gene Ontology annotation, molecular function: proteasome binding; protein binding; metallopeptidase activity. The transcript has 12 exons.